This is a messenger RNA of Saccostrea echinata, 653 nucleotides long. RefSeq names its product inosine triphosphate pyrophosphatase-like. NCBI's taxonomy places the organism in Eukaryota, Metazoa, Mollusca, Bivalvia, Ostreida, Ostreidae. The transcript has 4 exons. Gene Ontology annotation, molecular function: nucleoside triphosphate diphosphatase activity. Gene Ontology annotation, cellular component: cytoplasm. The record is from RefSeq and is a predicted model, not a curated record. Bases 19 to 651 code for a protein of 210 amino acids. Gene Ontology annotation, biological process: nucleoside triphosphate catabolic process.
UUGAAAGUGAAAGUGCACAUGUUUGUUGGUAUUGCUGCUAAGAAUUGUAGGAGGUUUAUAAUGUCUGAAGUGAAAAAACAGAAGAAAAAGGAAGAAAUUGUUCUCUGUACAGGGAAUAAAAACAAAUUAAAAGAAUUUAUGCAAAUACUUGGAGAUGAUUUUCCAUACAAGAUAACCAAUGCAGAUAUUGAUUUGCCAGAAUUUCAAGGAGAGCCAGAGGACGUUGCUAGGGAGAAAUGUAAGCUGGCUGCAGAACAGCUGAAGUGCCCUGUGGUUACGGAGGAUACCAGUCUGUGUUUCAAUGCUUUGGGUGGUCUCCCAGGUCCAUAUAUUAAGUGGUUCCUCAAGAAACUGAAACCAGAAGGUCUACACAAAAUGUUACAUGGCUUUGAGGAUAAAUCAGCCACAGCCAUGUGUAUUUUAGCCUACAGCUCAGGUGAAAAAGACUCUGAGGUGAAAUUAUUUUGUGGAAAAACACCAGGAGAAAUUGUGAAACCCAGAGGAUCAAAUGAUUUUGGAUGGGAUCCGUGCUUCCAGCCUGAGGGGUUCACACAAACUUAUGCCGAGAUGCCUGGAGAAACAAAGAACACCAUUUCUCACAGAUUUAAAGCAGUUGAACUCUUUAAAAAAAAUUUUCAAGAUGGAAGCUAAUA